Molecule: messenger RNA, 2963 nt
Organism: Fomitopsis serialis
Lineage: Eukaryota; Fungi; Basidiomycota; Agaricomycetes; Polyporales; Fomitopsidaceae
Exons: 5
Coding region: 307-2742 (811 amino acids)
Biological process (GO): protein phosphorylation
Molecular function (GO): protein kinase activity
Source: RefSeq, a predicted model, not a curated record
CCACAGUGUAGAAGUCCUCCUCCGAGUCUACCUCCGCAAGUCCACGUGGGCAUGGAAUAGAUGAUCAAAAGUGAGAAUAAAGAUCCAGCGAACUCGGAGCACUCAAAAGGCACUCCGGUACUCAGAAGCACAACUUAAGGGGCGGAAACUGAGCGCAGGAGAAGUACAACGGAAUUCAUUCAACGUGAGGGGUCGCAGGCCCUUGACUGCGAACGAACAGCCUUGGUCGUUGAUUUCCUCGGGGCCGCCAUUGAGUGCGUGACCAUAUAUAUCGCGAUCCUGACAACCUCCCAUUAGAGAAGAAUCAUGGAGGAUAAGAUUGCACAAGUCAGCCUUGAUACAUUCCUGCGGGAAUUCGUGCCUGGGCCCGACCUUCCUCCCGGCGCCACCAUAGAAGGCUUUUGCACCACAGAAGCUAUCAGUACAGAAAGCACGGUGUAUGGCAGACUGUGUGAGGCGGCGAACUCCGUUUUCAACCGCGUCCCCGCCGAGGCAGGCGGUCAGAGGCUUGUAGCCGAGGACACGCACCGUUGGGUUGAUCUUACGGACGAAACGGAUGGCACUUUAAGAACGUCUCCUGGCGUGAUCGUUUAUCCCGUCAACGAAGAUGCAAUAAAGGCGUAUACAAUCGAGGCAGCGAUGCCUAAUCAGAGGCGGCCACGCAAGAGGCAACGCUGCGAGGCAACGGAAGCAAGGGCGGCGUGGUUCUGGGUGUCCCUGUUGCUACAUGCAAAGGUCGAUCCGGACGAUUCUCCGUUCGCGAUACCUGAUUCGGCGCAGGAGGCGAGUUCUCAGACGACCUCAACGCAGGGCAUAGCUACCCUCGUACCACCGCCACCUGCGGUUCCAACUAUGGUGACAGCAAGUGCCGGCGCAGACCUUCCGCCUUCGUUCCUGCGUCUUAAGACGACAGGCGGUGCCACGCGAACAGUGAGACAGUUGACCGACUGUGUAGCGAAGGUGCUACAGAGACAGUUCCUGCUCUGGUUCUUCACGGUCUUCGUCUGCCGCGAUCAUGCUUGGCUGCUCCGCUGGGAUCGCAUGGGACUCGUUGUAUCCGAGCCCUUCAACUUUGUGCAGCAGCCACACGUCUUGCACAACUUUCUCCACCGGUUCGCCUGUAUGAGUGACUUGCAGCGAGGUCGUGACCUCACAGUGGUACCGGCGAGCGAGGAAGAGGCCAAACGCAUGCGCUGUUUCACCAAAUUUGACUCGCCGUCGGACUGGCGCAAGAUCCCAUUUGCGACUGCGCUAGCACCGGGAUGGCCGAUUUACAAGAUUUCCGUACCAGAAGACGAUAUGAUAUCGGCAGCUCAGCUGAAGAAGGACACGAAAGAGCCGCAAGAUACGUCCAAGCCGUCGAGCGGACGUAUGCGCGGGUUCCUUGUGGGGAAGCCGUCUUUCACGAACACAUCGGUGACCGGACGGGCGACGAAAUGCCACAUUGCGUACGACAUUUCUGAAGACCGGCUAGUCUUCUGCAAGGAGUAUUGGCGUACAGACACGCCAACGUCGCAUCCGGAGGGAGAUGUGUACCUGCGCCUGCACAGCAAGAACGUGAGUUUCAUUGCGACGCCAAUCGCAGCCGGUGAUGUUCGCAACAAGUACGGCACGGUGCAUCACACGCGCGCUCAGGAGUUCACUGGAGAAUCGGACCGGAUGCUUGUUCAAUAUCGGCUCAUUCUGAAGGAAAUUGCGCAGCCCCUGAAGGAGUACACGAACUCCCUUCACUUGGUACAGAUGGUGUACAGCUAUCUGCGAGCGCACGAAGAAGCGUGGCUAGAGGCUGGAGUCUUGCAUCGAGAUAUCAGCGGAGAUAACCUCAUGAUAUACUGGUACUUUGAGAACGGGCAGUCGAAAUGUAAGGCGUUGUUGGUCGACUGGGGCCUUUGCAAGUACCGUGAAGAGAUGGACAAACCAGUUGUCAGGAAAAAUCGCUCCGGUACUUGGCAAUUCAUAUCCGCUGUGUUGCUGGUCUACCCAGGAACAUUUGCCCACGAGGUGUGGCACGAUUUGGAGUCGUUUAUUCACGUCCUACACUGGAUGUGUCUGCGAUUUCAUAUCACGGAUGCUUCGGCGGACAUCAAGAAUCUGAUCAACCACGUCAGUGCGAUUUACGACCAUUCUCAUAAAAACGCCAGUGGGUCAUCUGUGGGCGGUUACCAGAAGCUCAGGAUCAUGCAAAACGGCGAUGUACCAUUUCGGCUUAUUGGAGGAUCUGCUGGAUUGCAAACUCCCGGCCUCCACCGACUCUUCCUUGCGCUUGCAGCUCUGUACAAGGAACAGUACAAGUGGUUGGAACCGCAACUACAUAGAUUGAUCUCGAUACCAGCCGAGUCGCAGAAGGAUGCGCCGCCUCAGGUUCAACAGUCACAGGUCACCAUGCCGUCCCGGAGGUUGCCAGCGCGCGUCAAAGGACAACUCGUAGUAGAAGUCGUCCCUGCUCAGCCUGUCCUCAAUGAUCACAUUAGAUUCGCGGAAGCUCUCGAGCAGGCACUGUUUUCGGAGUCAAAUCCUUGGACCGACGACGAGAAGACGAUAGACCAAUUCGCGUACGAUAACAGUGUAAUGAAACAACACAUGUGGAUGUCGAGGGAGGCUUCCAGGCGAUCUCCCGAAGAGGAAAUCUCCGUCAAAGACAAAGCCAGGAAGCGCGUAAGGAGCGGUACCCACACGGUGCCCUGGAGCACGUCGUCCGCGUCCCAACUGGGUUCCAAAGCUGGACUUGAUUUAGAAACGUAGCGCAUAACUUAAACGUCGGUGUCCGUGUGUUGUCGAGAAGGUUACUCGUCCCGUAUUGGUCGCUGUUGUACGCUACCAAGUAGUAUUGUUGUGUUGCCAAGCCACUGGUGGUCGAAGAAUGUCGUGUCAGUUUGUUUGUAUUACUGCAGAUGACUGAAGUCCCGAAGUCCGAGUAUGUCGGAUUCAAGGCGGAUUCUUGGUGGCUUAUUGAUACUAUGAGG